Molecule: messenger RNA, 2285 nt
Organism: Ciona intestinalis (vase tunicate)
Lineage: Eukaryota; Metazoa; Chordata; Ascidiacea; Phlebobranchia; Cionidae
Source: RefSeq, a predicted model, not a curated record
UAAAUGGCGUUGGUAAAUUGGGCAAGUAAAUAUACUGUACAAACAAUGUGUUUAAGUAAACACACAUCAGCAACCUUUCAUUUUAGCAAAAUGAAUUAGUAUCAAAAGUUAUGUAUUCUUUAAAUCAGUUCAAACUAAUCAACAAUCGUACAAAAAUGCAUGGAGGAAAAUUUAAAGGUUUCAUCAGUUUGCUUCUGGUCAUAACAGCUAAAGCAUCUAACCCAACAUCUGUUGUCAUUGGUGACUUGGAAUAUUUGUUGCAUCGGUUUGAUAAUCAAAAUGGAAGGCUUAAUUAUUAUGACGCAUAUACAGCUUGUGCACACGAAGGUGAAAAACUGGCAAUAAUUAACGAUGCAAAUAUACAGAAUGCAAUACAACAACAACUUGAACUGUGGAAGCAUUACCCAAAUGAUGGUUGGAAGGGUUUGUACAGAGGUUACUGGAUUGGAGGGUCUUGUAGCUACAAUUGCAAAGUUAGUCAAGGAGGUUUAGUGGCAAACGAACCAAGCUGGAAAUGGAACAAUGGUUUUGAUAUGUUUGGUGGAUACACAAACUGGUACUCACCUCUGGACCCUAAUGGUGGUUCCAAUCAGGCAGCAUAUAUUUAUAACUUUGAUGAUAUGCCAGAAUAUCAAAACAUAUUUGGAGCAUGGGGAGAUGAUGAUCUCCAUAGCUACAAGAACUACAUUUGCCAAAGAGAUAAACCUGGUAAUUCAGACCCCUGUCAGAAUGGUGGUACAUAUCAGUCAACAUCUAGUGGAAGUUAUACUUGUCAUUGUAAGCCCGGGUUUAGUGGUGGAAAUUGUGAAACUGCUGAUUCAACAUCUGUUUUCGUUGCCGAUGUGGAAUAUUUGUUGUAUCGGUUUGAUGAUCAAAAUGGAAGACUUGAUCACAAUGAUGCGAACACUGCUUGUGUAAAGGAAGGUGGAAAACUGGCAAUAAUUAAUACUGUAGAAAUACAGAGUGCAAUACAACACCAAAUUGAACUGUGGAAGCAUAAACCAAAUGAGGCAUGGAGUGAUUUGUUUAGAGGUUACUGGAUUGGAGGGUCUUGUAGUGGCAGUUGCAAAGUUAGUCAAGGAGGUUCAAUGUCAAACAAACACAACUGGAAAUGGAGCGAUGGUAGUGGCAUGUAUGAUGAAUAUGAAAACUGGUAUUCGCCCCUGGACCCUAAUGGUAGUUCAAAUGUUGCAGUUUAUGUUUAUAACUUUGAUGAUAUGCCAGAAUAUCCAAACAUAUUUGGAGCAUGGGGAGAUGAUUUUACGUUUAACCCAAAAAACUACAUUUGCCAAAGAGAUGACCAUUGUCAUCCAAACCCAUGUAAGAACAGUGGUACAUGUAUUGGAACGAAUGGUGGAUAUAAAUGCGAUUGUCCUGUUGGAGUUAUUGGUACAUAUUGUGAAACAGAGCUAUGCAGGAAGGACACUUGUAAAAAUGGUGGGAAUUGCAUCCAAACAAGUAGUGAAGCUAAGUGUGAAUGCCAGUCUGGAUAUAUUGGUUCAAGAUGUGAAAUAGACUUAUGCGCCUCUAAUUCUUGUCAAAAUGGUGGAACUUGUGUUGGAACUGAUAGUGGACAUAUAUGCAGUUGUCCAGUGGGUUUUAACGGCGCAAAUUGUGAAACAGAUAUUUGUGAUUUGGAAAUAUGUCAGCAUGGAGGAACAUGUCAACAUGCUGCUGUAACUGGUUUUAAGUGUGAAUGUAAGAAAGGCUACGAAGGGACAACUUGUCAAAUAGAUAAAACAUGGAUACCAAUAGUAGCUGGUACAUUGGGUGGUUUUGUACUGCUAAUUAUUGCAGUGACUAUUUGCUGCUGUGUCAAGAAGAAAAGAUCAGCACCAAGUUCAAAAAGAACAAAUAGAAACAGUAACAAUACUUCUAACAUGUCAAGAGAGGUUCGACAAUCUGAUUCUCAAAUUGGACUAGGCAUAUACGGUAACAUUGUAAGCAAUACAGACGAAGAGAGUACGACAUGAAGUUAUGUUAGGUCAUGUUUAAGUCAUGUUAUUAUGACAAUUUAUUAUUUUAACAUAUUUGCGCAUACAAAUGACCUAAAAUUUCUAAUUUAGCCAUGUAUUUUAUCCGCUACGGGGUAAAUUUUGUCAAAGUGUUUUAUUUUUGAAUUUGUAUUUAUGAUUUAUAUUAACUGUGUAAUUUUAGUUCACUGCAUAUUGUAUGUCUUCUGCAUUAAUCUUUAAGUCUUCAAUAUAAAAAGCCCAAUCCAUUGUUAGCUUUAUAUAUUAUAGUGUUGUUUAUCUAAUAAUAAUAUGUAUUAAAAUAAAUGUUUA